UUUCGCUGCAUGCAAGCGGCAUAAACAAAAACAGUGGACGAACCGGAGCAGUUGCUGAUUUUCGCUAAUACAGAAUCAUGGCAUUGUUACAUAAAAAUCAGAGUGAAAUACCGCAGGAUGCCGUGAGAUUGGACGAGAAGCAAGCUGUGAUAUACUUUAUGAAACUGGUAGACGGAUGGCCGGACAAAUGGGAUAUUUGGCCUCUAGCGUACACACCGGGAAUAUUGGGUGCAACGACGGUCAUGUCCAGCAUCUACAUCAACAGUCACUACCGAGGGAAGCUCAGACUAGGCACCUUUGGGCGUCUGUCUAGCUACAUACCUACCGUGGUCCUACCGGCACUUAUGACCACCUUUUUCCACAGAGCCUUCAUAGUGCCGGAUGUGGUUCUCGCUAGACAGCAGUGUCCAGUUUGUGUUCAAACCAGGGCUGGACUGCUACAGGCAGCGUUCAGCACAGUCUACCCGAUGCUGCUGGCACCGAUGUCUGCGUUUAUGUUUGCAACGCGACAUUUCACCUACCGUUUGCCAUCGAUCACCGAGCAGCCGCGGGAAGUGCUCAAGUUGUACAAGAAACUGUCCAAUCCAAUCAUGCUAACGGUGACCGGUUUACUGGCGUUCAAUAUGAUGGUAUCGAUGUUCCUCACCGGGAAGGAGUUCGAGACAGUGUACAAAGUCAAUCUGAAAUUGCAGGAGCAAGAACAGGAAGAGGUAGUAGACUUGUAGGUGAAGUUGGUUUGUUUGUAGAUAAAAUUGAAGU
Messenger RNA from Ochlerotatus camptorhynchus, 759 nucleotides. RefSeq lists its product as uncharacterized. The coding region runs from base 78 to 725 and encodes 215 amino acids. The transcript is spliced from 3 exons. Gene Ontology annotation, biological process: mitochondrial respiratory chain complex I assembly. Gene Ontology annotation, cellular component: mitochondrion. NCBI's taxonomy places the organism in Eukaryota, Metazoa, Arthropoda, Insecta, Diptera, Culicidae. The record is from RefSeq and is a predicted model, not a curated record.